AUGUCAGGAACGAUGGAUACCUCGGAUGACGAUAAUUCGGAGCACUCGCAAGGAGAGAAAUCCUUCAAGGCUCGGUGGACGAAGCACGAGGAUGCCGCCCUCAAGCAGCUGGUCGAGCAAUGUGGCGAACGGUGGGAGAUUAUCUCGAAGUUGCUGAAGGAUCGCAGUGACGUCCAGUGCCAGCAGCGAUGGGCAAAGGUGGUCAAUCCGGAUCUUAUCAAAGGACCGUGGACAAAGGAGGAGGAUGACAAAGUGGUGGCUUUGGUGGCGAAAUACGGACCCAAAAAAUGGACCCUAAUUGCACGGCACCUGCGAGGACGCAUCGGCAAACAGUGCAGAGAACGAUGGCAUAACCAUCUGAACCCGAACAUCAAAAAAUCGGCCUGGACGGACGAGGAAGAUAUGUUGAUCUACCAAGCGCACACGCAGUACGGCAACCAGUGGGCCAAGAUAGCGAAACUGCUCCCCGGACGGACAGACAAUGCGAUCAAAAAUCACUGGAACUCGACGAUGCGCCGGAAGUACGAAGGUCCGGAUGCAGCACGCCGGCGAGUGAAGCUGAUCGGCACGACAAAUCAGCACCAGCAGCAUCAACUGCAGCACCACGAUUAUGAGCAAACGACGGGACGGAAUAGCUCGGCGGGUGACAAUGGCGAGGGCAAUUCCAGCAGCGAAUCAAAAAUGCUGAUAAAGCGCUAUCCGCCUCAGGAAAGCUUGCAGAACCUUAUCCGCAACAAUCGCAAAAAACCGUCGAUCGACGAAAACCUGUUCGUCGAAGAAAUCCCGCUGGAAGAAGGACACAUUGAGGAUAAAGUUGCGGUAUCGACUGAGCAGGGCGAUUUUCUCAUUUGCCCGAUGCCUGACCGCCAGAAGCAAUACCUCAUCGAACCGGUGUAUCCGUCGCGGUUGAGCGGGAAGUUGUACAACGAUGCCAAUCAGACAACUAACAACAAUAACAACAACAACACUGUGGAAGGACAUUCGGUUGUCGGUGGAUACCAGGGGACAGGCGCUCAGCAGCAAUAUCUUCCAGCUAAUAUCGAUCUGCACGAGCUGAUCAACGCGUCGAGGAAUGAAGACGAUUCGAUUGAUCUGGCAGAUCGCAAGGGAAAACACACGACCCCAAGUAUCCUUCGUAGAAAGCGGAAGCUCAAGGAUGAGAACGAAUUGAUGCAUCAAAUUCAUGCGUUGCAGCCGGAAUACAUCGAGCAUCAGGGUAAUGGCCCACCGGCCCAUGAAGGCAACGCUCAUCGUGGUGCGAUCGUUAUUGAAAAAAUGCACCUGCUGUCCCCAUCCAUUACACCUAUCAAACCGUUACCGUUUUCACCGAGUCAGUUCCUGAACUCACCGAGCCUGAACGUAUCUUUCGAUCAGCUUCCAGCUAGCACGCCCGUCAAACGAGCAGCAUUUAAACAGAACGACACUAGUCUAUUGAGUACCCCAGUUCCAGUGAAGGAAGCGUUGGUAAAGCUUGAACCAAAAGUUGAACCCGAGAAGGUGGCCGAAAAAGAAGAGGAAGGAAAAAUCAAAACUCCAUUGAAGGAUGUCGGAAAGGCUACCAUAGAACCGCGCACUCCUACUCCGUUCAAGAAUGCCAUGGCUGAGCUAGGAAGACGUCGCUCGGAAAUUUAUGUGCCGCCGAGUCCUGCCCGUAUUGGCGAGGAUAUUGCGGAGAUAAUGAACCAAGAACAAGCAAAGGAAAAUUCGGCCGAAUCGUCUUCAACACUAGUUGGCAGUGACACAGCGACAGACAAUAAAAUGGUCACUAAUGGCAACUCGCGAGCGAUGAACUCGAAGGAAAACAAUGUUCCCCCGCGCGUCUGUGUGCCAGGAUCUCCGCGAUUGCCCAUGAAAAUAUCAUCUUCUGUCUUUACGCAACAGUGGGAAAAUUCUGAUAUGAGCUUUUUUGCCGAAACCCCGAGCAAAUCACUUAUUUCGGAUUCUGGAGUAACGCUUUCACCGUCGUUGCGGGACCCCUUGCGUGAAGCGGAGCUACUAUUGGAAGGUAACGAUGGCGCAAAGGAUUCCGCCAACACGUCGGGCAAUAAACUUGGCAAGGUUGUCUCACCGUUGCCAAUCGAUCCUAAAUGGGAAAAGUACGCAUGUGGAAAGACACGUGAUCACAUCAUCAUCUCACAGCAAGCGCACGCCUGUUUGAAGAAAACGUCCCUUCAGCCAAGGUCGUUGAAUUUCUAUAAAUAA
Molecule: messenger RNA, 2202 nt
Organism: Anopheles nili
Lineage: Eukaryota; Metazoa; Arthropoda; Insecta; Diptera; Culicidae
Gene: Myb
Product: transcriptional activator Myb
Exons: 8
Coding region: 1-2202 (733 amino acids)
Biological process (GO): regulation of DNA-templated transcription
Cellular component (GO): nucleus
Molecular function (GO): DNA-binding transcription factor activity, RNA polymerase II-specific; RNA polymerase II cis-regulatory region sequence-specific DNA binding
Source: RefSeq, a predicted model, not a curated record